Molecule: messenger RNA, 1947 nt
Organism: Aspergillus homomorphus CBS 101889
Lineage: Eukaryota; Fungi; Ascomycota; Eurotiomycetes; Eurotiales; Aspergillaceae
Product: GMC family oxidoreductase
Exons: 1
Coding region: 1-1947 (648 amino acids)
Molecular function (GO): oxidoreductase activity, acting on CH-OH group of donors; flavin adenine dinucleotide binding
Source: RefSeq, a predicted model, not a curated record
AUGAUGCACCACUACAUACUUUGGUCUGUUCUGGCUGCCAGUGUAUUCUCCGAGCCAUUUCACCCCCAUUCACCUCAGGUUCCCCUCGAUGAGGACGAUUCCAGCACCACCACCCUCCCCGAAUGUGUGAAAGGGGUCAUCAGCAAUCCUCUGCAUGUUGCUAAUCGGACCUACGACUAUGUGAUUGCCGGCGGCGGUCUCACGGGUCUAACCAUUGCGGCCAAGCUUCUCGAGCAUUCGGAUAAGAUCACCGUCCUUGUGAUCGAAAGCGGGUUCUACGGAUCCGAGUACGGCCCCAUCAUCGAUGAUCUGAACACCUACGGUCAGAUCUUUGGCAGCAGUGUCGACCACGCCUACGAGACCAACCCCCAGAUCCACAAUCGCGUGGAAAUCAUCCGGUCCGGCAAUGGUCUAGGCGGGUCAACGCUGAUCAACGGCGGGACGUGGACGCGUCCUCACAAAGACCAGGUCGAUUCGUGGGAAAAGGUCUUCGGGAACGAAGGCUGGAACUGGAAUGCGUUGAAAGAGAAAAUGGAUGAGAUUGAGGAUCCUCGAGAUCCGACAGCAGCCGGUUCAGGUGUAACCCCCAAACAUCUUCACCAUUAUGACAAGAAUUGCCACAACCAGGGGGCACAUCCGGGCAAUGUCCAGGCGGGAGCGCGAGAUCGAAACAGACCCUGGUCCCCCUUGAUAGAAGCCCUGAUGACCACCGCGUAUGACCUCACGGGUGCGCCCAACAGAUCCGACCUUUGCUGCGGUGUCCCACACGGUGUUUCCAUGUUCCUCAAUACUUUGUACAAGAAUCAGACUCGAGCCGAUGGGGCGCGAGCGUGGCUGGAUCCUAUUCUCGACGACCAUGCGAAAAGGGACCGCAUCACAGUCCUGACAGGUCAGCUUGUUGGCCGAGUCAAUCUGAAUACCACCGUGCCCAGGACGGGAGAGGCUGGUAAAGCAACGUAUAGAGCAGCAGGGGUCGAGUUCGGUACCCACACUAAGCAGGGUUGGAAUUUCAAUGUAAGCGCAUCGCACGAAGUCCUCCUCGCCGCGGGCUCCACCAUCUCGCCUCUCAUCCUGCAAUAUUCCGGCAUCGGCCCGAAGAGUGUCCUCGAACAGGACCAAGUUCGAAUCCACCAAAAGGUUGACCUUCCAGUGGGCCUCAACCUGCAGGAUCAGACGACCACGUCCGUUGUCUCCACCACAACCAAAGAGGGCUAUGGACAAGGCCAAGUCGCGUAUUUCGCCACCUUCGACGAGGUCUUUGGAGAUGAUGCGGAGAUAUUCAAAAACAUACUUCGUAGCAAUAACACGUUGCGCAGCUGGGCCGUGGAAGCCGUCGCCGGGGGAGGAUUUCACGACCCGGACGCGCUUUUCCUCCAGUACGUCAACUAUCGGAAUUGGCUCCUGGGCCCGAACAACGUCUCGUAUGCGGAACUAUUUCUGGACACCGACGACCGCAUCCACUUUGACCUGUGGGAUUUGAUUCCCUUCACGCGCGGAUACGUCAAGAUCCUCGACAACGACCCCUACCUGCGAAGCUUCGAGUACAACCCUCGCUACUUCGAGAAUCCGUUGGAUCAGUAUGGCCAGGCGGCAGCCUCCAAGCUCGCACGGGAUUUGACUCGCUCCGGCACCAUGGCAAAAUACUACGACCGCGAGACAAUCCCCGGGAAGCUACUGUGCAGCGACGCGGAUCUGGAAGACUGGGUGAAAUAUGUGAAGCAGAACUUCCGGGCCAAUUAUCACGGCGUCGGAACGUGCAGCAUGAUGAAGAAAGAAUUGGGCGGCGUCGUGAACAAUGAGGCCAAGGUCUAUGGAGUUGACGGUCUGCGGGUGGUGGAUGGCUCUAUCCCCCCUACCCAGGUCUCUUCCCACGUCAUGACGGUUUUCUACGCUAUGGCCGUGAAGAUUGCGGAGAGUAUAGCAAGCGAUUAUGAUAAGUCAAAGUAA